AGCCUGUUCCCGAAGAGCACGGGGGCAAAGCCAGGGCGUUCUCGGGCCGGGGCGCCUCCCGGGGAGGCUUCUGUCCCGCUCAUGCAAGGAAUUCCGCGGCGAGGGCCCGACCCUCCCCUGCCUUUCCAUGCCGAAGGCUGCUGUUUCCUCCUCCUCCCCACAGAAAAUGUAUUAUGGGCGGAAGGACAGAACAGCCGCGCAGUGCCUCGGGCCCCUCACUCCCGCAGCGCCCAGGCCCCAGCUGAUGAACGGGGGGGUCCUUCUUCUGCCCACAGGUGCGGCUCCUCCGAGAGCAACAUUUGGAGAUUGCCCUCCAGCCGUGGACAGGCGUGUGCCAUGGACACCAAUAUCCCUUUCCAAUGGGGAACCCGGAAGACUUGGAUGGCCGUGUCAGCGGUGGAGCUGGCCAUCAUCUUCAUCCUGGGAGCUGGGCUGGCUCACCUGAUCGUGCACAGACCCCAUGAGCAAGAGGACAUGGAGCGCUGGCCCGAAAGCAACGUGCUUUCCUCGCUGAUCUCAGUGAACCGGACCCUCCAAAUCGCCACAAAAUCCUGCCAGGACCAAACAGUAGGCUGGAGAACGCUGGAAGCCAACACCACCUCCCUGAACUCCGAAGUAGCCAGACUAAAUGCUCGUUUGCGCUUACAUGCAUUGGAGAAAGCAGCUUUGCAAGAUCAACUCACCAUCUUGAAAAACUGGACGCAGCUGUUUCAGGAUCUGAAAGACCAACAGAAGACCAUCAUCGGGCAUUUCCAGAAGGACCAGGACCUGGACCAGGACCCGAACCCGGACCACGGCCACCUGUCCGGCCAUGGCCCCUUCAUCUACCUCCAUGCUGGCCUGGCCUCCUUGGCCCUUGCUGUGCUCCUGUGCGUGUGAAGUGAGGCAGAUCGCUGUCUUUGGUCCUGGCAGAAGUGCCACUUCUUGGAUGUGGGAUUUCACAUUUGGUGUGUUGUUUAAAUGCUCACUUAUUCUGAAAAUAAAGCGUUG
This is a messenger RNA of Varanus komodoensis (Komodo dragon), 990 nucleotides long. RefSeq lists its product as uncharacterized. The record is from RefSeq and is a predicted model, not a curated record. The transcript is spliced from 4 exons. Bases 82 to 879 code for a protein of 265 amino acids. Lineage: Eukaryota; Metazoa; Chordata; Lepidosauria; Squamata; Varanidae.